Molecule: messenger RNA, 3237 nt
Organism: Erythranthe guttata (spotted monkey flower)
Lineage: Eukaryota; Viridiplantae; Streptophyta; Magnoliopsida; Lamiales; Phrymaceae
Product: kinesin motor protein-like protein
Biological process (GO): microtubule-based movement; microtubule depolymerization
Cellular component (GO): microtubule
Molecular function (GO): microtubule binding; microtubule motor activity; ATP binding
Source: RefSeq, a predicted model, not a curated record
AUAUAUAUACACACAUUCAUCAUCAUCAUUGUCUGACGCUCCAUUCCACUCUCUCAAGCAAUCUCAACAAAAUUCUCGGAGAAAUUUAAUUGCCGAACCAAUUUUUUAUUUUUAUUUUUUAUUUAUGUUUUAUGUUUUUUUUUUUCUUCAACUCUCAGAUCUGCCCACAUUUCAUGUUCGAUUGAUUUUGAUUCAGGGGGAAAAAAAUCGGCAAGAGAAUCUGGAUAAUCGGUGGAAAUUUUGAGAGAUUCAAUCGCGUCGGAUUGCGGUUGAUUUUGGCUUGCAGGAAGCGCGUUGAUGUGUUGCGUCGAUUUUAAUUUUCAUCAUAUUUUGUGGAAGAAGUAGAUCUUAGAAAAUUGGCUCCCCAAAAGAGAACGAUGCGCCACGGGGGUGGCCAGAUGCAACAGAGCGGCGGGGCUGCAGCCACCGCUCUGUACGAGAAUGGUGGACCAGGGGUGUCCGGCGGAGAUGCAGGGGAUGCUGUUAUGGCACGGUGGCUCCAGUCUGCCGGAUUGCAGCAUCUGGCCUCUCCAAUGGCGUCCAAUCCAGUGGAUCACCGCAUGCUCCCUAAUCUCCUAAUGCAGGGCUAUGGACCACAGUCUGCAGAAGAGAAACAGAGACUUUUCAAAUUAAUGAGGAAUCUCAACUUUAAUGGUGAAACUGUGUCCGAGCCUUAUACCCCAAGUGCCCAAAGUUCAGGUGCAUUUGCUCCAUCAGAGGGAUUUUAUUCUCCGGAAUUCAGGGGGGAUUUUGGAGCUGGACUUCUGGAUCUACAUUCUAUGGAUGACACAGAGCUCUUAUCUGAUCAUGUUAUCUCAGAGCCAUUUGAGCCAUCACCUUUCAUGCCUGCUGUGACUAAAGCCUUUGAAAGUGACAUUGAUGCGGUAACCAGCAGGCAGCAGAGAGGGCAACCAGAUGUAGAAGCUGCUGCUGGAUUACCUGCCAACGAGAAAGAAAACAGCACAAGAGAAAAUAACGUUGCUAAGAUUAAAGUUGUGGUUCGCAAGAGGCCUUUAAACAAGAAGGAAAAUGCUCGCAAAGAGGAUGAUAUAGUGACCGUGCAUAAUGAUGCCUACUUAGCUGUCUAUGAACCCAAAUUAAAGGUUGACCUGACUGCAUAUGUGGAGAAACACGAGUUCUGUUUUGAUGCGGUUCUAGAUGAGUAUGUGACGAAUGAUGAGGUAUACCGUAACACUGUGGAACCAAUUAUACCCACUAUUUUUCAACGUACCAAAGCGACAUGUUUUGCAUAUGGUCAAACAGGAAGUGGCAAGACGUACACCAUGCAGCCAUUACCUCUGAGAGCAGCAGAAGACCUCGUUAGAUUGCUGCAUCAGCCAGUUUAUCGCAAUCAAAGAUUCAAAUUGUGGCUUAGCUAUUUUGAGAUAUACGGGGGAAAGCUUUACGAUCUUUUGAGCGACAGGAAGAAAUUAUGUAUGAGAGAAGAUGGUAGACAACAAGUUUGCAUUGUCGGACUGCAGGAGUUUGAAGUCUUAGAUGUGCAUAUCGUGAAGGAGUAUAUUGAGAGGGGAAACGCAGCUAGAAGUACCGGUUCUACUGGUGCUAAUGAAGAGUCUUCAAGAUCGCAUGCCAUUUUGCAACUGGUUGUGAAGAAACACAGUGAGGUGAAAGAAUCUAGGAGGAAUAACAAUAAUAAUAAUAAUGAUGUAAAUGAAUCCAGGAAUGGGAAGGUCGUUGGCAAGAUAUCUUUUAUUGAUCUUGCUGGCAGUGAGAGAGGUGCCGACACCACAGAUAAUGAUCGACAAACACGAAUUGAGGGAGCAGAAAUCAACAAAAGUCUAUUGGCACUGAAGGAGUGUAUUCGCGCUCUUGACAAUGACCAGAUUCACAUCCCAUUCCGUGGGAGCAAACUUACUGAGGUGCUUCGGGACUCCUUUGUUGGCAAUUCAAGAACAGUGAUGAUUUCUUGUAUUUCUCCGAAUGCUGGUUCGUGUGAGCAUACUCUCAAUACUUUGAGAUAUGCUGAUAGGGUUAAAAGUCUUUCGAAAAGUGGGAAUCCGAAGAAGGAUCAGGCUAGUUCAUUGCCACCUUUUGUUAAAGAUUCUUCAUCAGCUCAAACUCUGCCUGUUACUACUGAGACAGAGGAUGUUUAUGAUCAAUAUCAAGAACCUAAAGCAGUGGAUACAAGUAGAAGGGACAAGGAAACUUCAUCUUUCAAUUUUUCUACCGAUGACGAAAAACAACAACCCUCCGGUUUUUCUUCCAAUUUCAACUUUAAUGCCCGUGACGAAAGUGGCCCUGAUGUUAAAAAUGCUUACAAGGGUUCUACUAGUCAGAAGACAUUAAUACCAUCAGUUGCGUAUUCACACAGUGCAACUGAUGUAGAAGAAAAGGUUCAGAAAGUCUCUCCACCUCGGCGGAAAGCUUACAGAGAUGAGAGGCUCGAAAAGCCAGGACUUGGGCCAAGAAAAGAAACUGAUUACUCGGAAAUUCCAUCCAUUAGUUCUAAGCAUCAACACGUAAAUAAUCCUAGCACACCUAAACAUUAUGAACCUGAGCCACCUCCUGACGGGAAUAUCAAUGAGAUACUUGAGGAAGAAGAGGCCCUCAUUGCAGCUCACAGAAAGGAGAUUGAAGAUACUAUGGAGAUAGUUCGUGAAGAAAUGAAACUAUUGUCAGAAGUGGAUCAACCAGGAAGCCAUAUCGACAAUUAUGUAACGCAAUUGAGUUUUGUGCUGUCACGCAAAGCAGCUAGUUUGGUAAGUUUACAAGCUCGCCUUGCAAGGUUCCAACAUCGGCUGAAAGAGCAGGAAAUACUGAGUCGAAAGAGGGUACCCCGCUAAAGAGCAAACACUUGCGAAAACCGAUGCAACGAUAUUCUUGUUUUGCUGUACCGAUUAUAGCGUGUUACUUCUUUUACCGUCACGAAAGUCACCUGGUGAAAGUUUGUAUUUGUGAAGGAAAUGAAAAAUGAAUAGAUUUAAAAAAGAAAGAAAGAUAAGAACUGUGGAGGGAAAGUUUGUGCUUGUGGGACUAACCGAUACUCGGAUUGUGUUUUAUAACAAUGUAAUUUGAACCGUAUAGUGCUCUGCAACUAUCGCACGUCUAAUGCGAAAUUAUUUAAGUGCUGCAGCUUCAAAGCUCAAUUUUAUUGAUUAUAUUGCAUUCUCUGCUUUUGACAACUGAGUGUUUGAAUGUUUUCCGAAUCAUUUGUAGAUUCAAUUUGUGUAACAAAACAGUGUCUGAAUUAUGUGAAUGAUGAUCCGUUCUUGUUUA